Molecule: messenger RNA, 4919 nt
Organism: Lucilia cuprina (Australian sheep blowfly)
Lineage: Eukaryota; Metazoa; Arthropoda; Insecta; Diptera; Calliphoridae
Gene: oys
Product: lysophospholipid acyltransferase 6
Exons: 9
Coding region: 606-2321 (571 amino acids)
Biological process (GO): lipid modification
Cellular component (GO): membrane
Molecular function (GO): acyltransferase activity
Source: RefSeq, a predicted model, not a curated record
UCUAAAAAUUAAAAAUCUCACGCCCCAAAUUUGACCAUCCUACAAAUGACCUGAAACAAAUGAAUUUUUCAACUCCAUGUUGUUAAAUAACAAAGAAAAGUAAACAAAAAUAUUAUAAAAAAAAUAAAAUAAAACAAAUUUUAGUCUAGGAAAAACGAAACAAAAAUGUUAGAAACACCACUGAAUGAGGUGGACAACUAUGGCGGUAGCCGUACAUUUACCUGGUUGGCAGAUCUUUCCGGUCUAUCAAUUGAUGUGAUCACUUCGCAUCAAUUCCUAUAAAACCCAAUUUCCCUCCCUGCUUUUGGUUGAAAACUGUUGCUCGCAAACGAAUGAAUUCUUAGAACCGAUAGAACAAAUCCAAUAUAAGUUUGGUAAAUUUUAUAAUAUGCCAAAUAUCCGCAAUCUUCCUAGCAUCACUAUUUCGUUCAGUGCUACAUCCAUCCAAAGUAGCUUCAUCAGUGCGUCAUAUAGUGGCUUUAAGUAUUGGUCUAGUUUUUGGUUAUUUCUGCUUUGGACCACAAGCCAUACAUAUUGCCGGUCUUCCAGCUGCAUGUUAUGUAGUCAUACGCACACAAAGUCCAAAAGUUGUACAAAGGGGCGUUAUGAUUGUAGCCAUGGCUUAUUUGCUAACCAUACAUUUGUUAAGACAAAUAUAUGAUGAUGGUUCACAUACAUUGGACAUAACUGGUCCACUUAUGAUAAUAACACAAAAAGUUACUAGUUUGGCCUUUAGCAUACAUGAUGGUUUUGUAAGACAAACAAAGGAUCUUACUAAAGCCCAACAAUAUCAUGCUGUUAGUAAAUUACCCUCAGCUUUAGAAUACUUUUCAUACGCCUUACAUUUUCAAGGUUUAAUGGCUGGUCCAUUGGUAUUCUACAAAGAUUAUAUUGAUUUUGUUGAGGGUUGCAAUCUGCUUAAACCCACAAAUACAAAUGGAAGCGUGGACAAUGGCAAAACUCAAUUGGUGCUAGAACCUUCACCGGUGAAAACGGUGGUGAAAAAAGUUAUCGGCAGCUUUAUAUGCGCCUUUAUCUUUAUGAAAUUCAUUAAAAUGUAUCCCAUAAAGAAUAUGAAAGACGACGACUUUAUAAACAAUACCAGCAUUGUGUAUAAAAUAUGGUAUGCCAUGAUGGCUACCACCUGCACACGUUUUAAGUAUUAUCAUGCCUGGUUAUUGGCCGAUGCCAUAUGCAAUAAUUCAGGCUUAGGGUUUACGGGUUACGAUAAGGAUGGCAAUGCCAACUGGGAUCUCAUUUCUAAUAUUAAUGUUUUAGGUUUUGAAUUUGCUACAAAUAUGCGUGAUGCCAUUAACAAUUGGAAUUGCGGCACAAAUCGUUGGUUACGCACCAUCGUCUAUGAACGUGUGCCCAAGAAAUAUGGCACCAUUUUAACUUUUGCUUUAAGUGCUGUCUGGCAUGGUUUUUAUCCCGGCUACUAUUUAACAUUUGCCACUGGAGCUCUAAUGGUAACCUCAGCUCGUAUGGCUCGCCGUAUGUUCCGUCAUCGUUUCCAACAAACACGCAUGACACGUAUGCUUUAUGACAUUUUGACAUGCCUGACAACUCGUAUUGUUAUGGGUUACGCUACAUUCCCAUUUGUUCUGCUUGAAUUCAUGGGCAGCAUUAGAUUGUACCUGAAAUUUUAUUUGUGCCUUCACAUUGUUGCACUCAUUACCAUUUUUGUUUUACCCAAAUUCAUACGCGGCGAAAGACGUCCACACCCACCACAAUCAUCUUCCAAAACAUCACUGGGUGGUGAGCAGGAAAAGCCCCUCAUUUUAAAUAAUAUCAAAAAGAAUGAUCGCGAUGAGGUGAAAGAGUCCGAAAACGAUAAAACAGCUAUUAAGGCAGCUGCAAAUGUAAACACAUCCUAUUCAACAACAAAUACUAAUGAAUUACCCGAGGCCGAACAAAGGCAUACGCCUCCCGUACCACCUAAAUUACCUCUUGUAAAUCCCGGACGGGAUGCCGUAAGUGUGCCCCACGAUCAGUGCGAAAUGGAUCAAUUGUCUAGCAAAAUCAAAGAAAAAAUCGAAGCUGAAACUAAGAACAUUGAGGAGUUCAUUGAUAAGACUGUAACGGAAACUGUUACGGGUAUUGUGGAAUUUAAAAAUGAUUUAAUGCGCGAAAUACCCAACGGUUUACGCAAACGUACCUCUUUGGCUACAACCGUUAGUGAUGUAGUAGCUGGUGCCACCGGCAAGCCAUCACCAGAUGAGAGUGCUGCUUUUCUUAAGAAAGAAAUAGAAGUGAUUAAUGCUGUCGUCCAACAAGCCAACGUUUUGCCAGCUGUUUUAAGUAAUGGUCAUGCAAAAUAGCAACUAUAGGCAACAGUAAUCCAACUACUACAUCUACAACUACAACUAGUAAACGUCGUCGUAAUAAUCAAGUUUAUUUAUAAGAAUAGCAUUGAUUUUCUUUGUUUUUCUAAAUGCUCCAACUGCAAGUGUUAUUUCUUAAUCACGCUGAGGAUAACGAAUAAUAUCGACAACCGUUUAAACAAAUGUUGGAUAAUAACAUAAAUCUAAUACAAUUUUGUAGUAUGUAAAACAACAACAACAAGAACAAUUUAAAUCUUAAGCAGUUAAAUAGAAGAUCAACUUGACCCCAUACUAAACUAAUGAAAUAAUAAUUAUUAUUACUAAAACAAAAAGAAAACCUACUCCUUUACCAAACAUAUUAUUUUAUGUAAUGAAUGAAAUGUAACAAAUCAUCAUCAGCACUUUAUCAUUUAUCAUGAUCAUUUUGUUUGUUUGUUAUUUCAUUAACUCUUCCUACGCUUUGUUUUUAAUAACUUUUAUUAAGGCACUUUAUUAACAAAAAUUAAGCACAAUUACAAACAUUUUUUUGUUCCAAAGCACGCACGCACACAUACAAAAUGUUUAAUAAAACAUACAGUCCCACACACAAAUUAAGGAAAAAAUCUAACAAACGCACACACAACAAGAUUGACAAAAGUCCUUCCAAAAAGCAUUACAUUUUUACAACACUUUACAAUUGUUCCUAUUUUUUUUAUAGCAACAAUCAAAAAAAAAGUCCUCCUAACUUCAUAUCUUCCAAAAAUGUUUUUAAGAAGAAAAUAUAUAAACAAUUUGUUUUUGCUAAUUUUUUUUUCAAACAAUUUUAUACAAAAUGGACUUUUUAAGACCAAAAAUAAUAAAUUACAGAAAAAAAAAAUUAAAUUAACACUUUAUUUAGGUGUUUUUGUAUGUUUGUUUUUUUUUUAAUAUAAACGACUUGUUUUUAAGUGAAAUGAAUUGAUAUUGAUAUCAUUAUAAUGAAAUAGAAAAAUGUUCUAAAUGUAAACUAAAUUUAAGCAAAAACCCCAACUAUUUAAGUUUUAAAACAGCUUACUAACAAAAUUUAUUUCUAACAACAAUUUGUUUGCUUAAAUCGAAUCUCAUUUUUGAGAUUAUUUUAAAUUUUAAUAAAAUCAAAAUCGAAUAUUGCUAAAAAUUUAUAAUUUUCUCUUUUGUAAAAGUUAAUUUCAAAUUAAAUAGUGUUUUUUAAAAAAAGGUUUAGGGAAUUCUUUUGUUAGAAAUCUGUUUUAAACUAAAUAGUUUUUUUAAAAGUAUAGUUGUGUAAUUAUUUAUUUGAAUAAAAAAAGAAACACUAAAAAUUGUUUAACAUAUUUAUUAAAAUUUAUUUAACUUAUUUUUUUUUGUCAACUUAAUGUUUUUUUAAUGAUUUUAAAAUAGUAAACAGAAAAUUCUAUAAAAUUUUUUGAUCUUUAAGGGAAAAGUUUUUAAUUAUUAAAAAAAAUCGCAGCCAUUUUUUUUGUUCUUAUCUAACUGACAACUCUGUGCAAUAUACAUCCCUUAUAUUAAUCAGCUAUCUUGUGGUAAAUUUCUGUCUAAAUAAAAUCAUAGUUUAUGGCUGUUACAUAUCGCAAGUAAAUGCAUAAAUUUUUUAACAAUAAGUAAAUUUUACAGAAAUACUUCCUUCCCUCUUAAUAUUCAAUAAAUGAUGAAAUCUAUUUUCCAUACAGUAUUUUAAAGUGCAAUAUUUUAAAAAGAAAAUUUAUUAAAACAAAACUUCAGUUGAGUUGCCAGCAGUCAACGUAAUACCCUGUUCACACGGUGCAAUUAUUGUUAAUUCACGCUCUCAUUCAUCAUUCAAUUCCCAAUUAUGUUCAGUACAUGGUUGGCCAUACAAAAUAUCAGCUGCGAAUUACACAAUCUGUAAUUCAGUUUGAAUUACGUACGAAGUACGAAUAAAUGAGUGUUAUAUCUAAUUUUCAUCUGGUAUUUGUCAAAAUCAGCUGUUUUCAUUAGUUGGAGACUAAUAAAAAAUUUAAUUACCAAAAAAUGCAAAUAAAUAGAAAAUAUGCAAUCGAUAUCUUAUCGUUGUAUGUCAUACAAAUUUUUCAAAUAAAAUUUUUUGAAACAAAAACAAAUCAAUAUUAAAAAAAAUACAACAUACUACAAUACUACCGUACAACACAGAUUGUGAAUUGAACAAAUGUAAUAAACGUAUUUUUGUAUCAUACACACAAACAAAUAUUCAAAAAAAUACAAAAUAAUGAAUGAAAAGAAAAACAACAUGGAGAUGAACUGUCAAAACGAAUUACAAAUGUCUCGUAACAACAAGUUAAUUGGCUAUUGUCAUUCAGAGGCAGAAUUAAGUAAUUUAAUUGAUCCGUGUGAACUUGGUAUAACGCAACUGGCAUCUUGGAAAUAUGAACGUUAGAUUUCGUUAAUUGCCAAAAAUUUAUCGAUAUUCUGUCAUCUGUAGUUAUUUUGACAGAUUGGCAAGAAACAAUUUCGGUUGCUAUCGAUAAUUGAACCCAUUUCAAAAAAGAUUCAAUAGCAUUUUGUCUAUAACUAUUAUGAUUUUUCAAAAUGAUUAAAAAUAGAAUUUCAAAAUGGAAUGAACUGAUUUAUACUAAACACACAAGACAAAAACAACAACAACAA